AUGGACAAUGCAUGGAUUUCAAUAUCAGCUCAUACAAUACUGGUACAUGGUUUUUUCACAGUUUCUAAUCGGAUAGAGGAGGAGUCGCUUAAAUACUUGGAGAAAUAUCACUCUAUAAUUCGCUGGUCGUCGAUGAUUUUACGCCUUGCAGAUGAUUUAGGAACUUCAUCGGAUGAGUUAAAGAGAGGUGACACUCCUAAGUCAAUGCAAUGUUACAUGAAAGAAACUGGUGCUUCCGAGGACGAUGCACGCAAACACAUACAUUUUCUGAUAUCCGAGACAUGGAAAAAAAUGAACAAGGAUGGAGAUGCAGAUUGUCCGUUCUCACAAACUUUUAUUGAAAGUGCAAAGAAUAUUAGUAGAAUGUCACAAUACAUGUACCAGUAUGGAGAUGGCCAUGGCAUGUUAAAUUCUGAAACUAAGGAUCGCAUCUCGGCUUUAGUCUUUGAGCCGAUCCCCUUGGCAUAG
This is a messenger RNA of Fraxinus pennsylvanica, 468 nucleotides long. Lineage: Eukaryota; Viridiplantae; Streptophyta; Magnoliopsida; Lamiales; Oleaceae. The record is from the annotation of a GenBank genome assembly.